GUCCGGGUUUUGUGGCGCGUUUACAUUAAGAGGAAGUACAGCUCAUGAACAGCUUCUGCUGCAACAGGAGAAAAUCUAUUUCACAGCGAGCUGUGGGUUGUCAGAUAACCAGCAAAUACAUAUUCAGCGAAGUAUUUAUAUAGUUUCCUCGGGAUGAAGAUAUCGAGGGGUAUUUAAAAAAAAAAAAACAAGAACAACUCUGUAUAUUCAAACCAUUUGAGAAUGUAAGGAUUUUGUGAACUAUGCUGGACGGCCGUGAGCAAUUUGAAGCCUUUUUCAGCAACUCGAAUGCGGAUGCGUUGCGCUAACAACUCCGUCGUUGACUUCAAGAUGAGAAGCAGGAACACGAAGAUUUUCUUUCCUUUCUAAUGAGCUCACAGAAAGCUGGAUGUGUGUCGGUGUGUGCGGUUUUAUCAACGGAGGUUUUGAGCUUGAAACAGACUAAGAGCGUCGACAUGAAUGUUUAGUUUAGCUAACUGUCUCGCGAGCUAAGUGGCGGUUAUCGGUUUGGAUAGCCAGCUAAGUGAGUUAGCCAUGAAAAUGAAGUUCCGCAAGAGUUAGCUUGGUGAUUUGCAAGGUUUGUUCGUCAAAACCAACCGCAUUUCUUCGUUUCGGUCUUUUUUUUUUUAAACCGUUGUAAGUCCGUUUUACGUAUGCUGACACGACACAAUUUGGAAGCAAACACCAGUGCUUAGAAGUUUUAUUCAGUCGCGUUAAUACUAGUUCGUCUCAAGAGUUGCAAAGCAAGCUAACACCUCGAGCUAAUUUCCUUUCGAGCGCCCCCUCACACUUCUCCAGGUAUUCACUUGCAAAGCAAUAAUAGUUUAUUUAAAAAAAUGUAAUUAGUUUCCUCAUUGCGUCACGUUAAGAAAAAAAAAAGCAUAAAAACCUACAUAUUUGUUCUAGCUACUGUUUUUGCUGCUGGUUGUGAUGUGGUAAAUUCGCAUAAGGCUGAGAACUCGGGUUGUGAAGUUCUAGCUCUGAUUUGACACUGCAUGUUUUAAACUUUCGACAUAUUUGUAUUUGUACAGCUAGGAUAAACUUUUUUUUUUUUAGAUGUGACGGCACGUUUCUCUGUCAAGCUGGGGAAAAAAUGGAGGAGCGAUAGCUGCGUUUGAUAGUGUAGCUGGAACUGCAUUUGAGGGGGAAAAGGAAAAAAAUAUCGUUCAAGCCUCAGCAGUGAUAAACAGGCAGCCCACACGCCUAGCUUUAGGAACCUGAUACAGUGAGCUUGCAAGGUUUUCUAUACCCGUUGUAAUUAUAUUAUUAUUUUUAAUCUUGUUGGUAAAGCUGUAGAAAUAUUCGCCAGAGAGAGAGAAGGGGGUGCACUUGGAGAGGAGAGAAGAGAAGCAAAGCGCGUUGGUCAGAUAUGUUUAGAUUUAUUCGAAAUUGAAGCGUUAACGAGCUCACGCUUGUAAGUGAGCUGUUUUUGUUCUUUGUUCUGGUAAGUCAAACUGUAAACACCGGAUUUACGUCUUACAGGUACGGGUCUUAUAGUUGUUUAUUUUAAAGUGUGAGUUAUUUUACACAUUUUGUCUAGAUUUUAUUUCAACCGAGGCACAUGUUGGAGAACAGUGCACGGUUUAUGACUUAGCCAGGCUAGCUGGAUUGGCCAGCUCACAGUAUUUUUGAUGUGUGAAUUUGGGCUCGAUUUUGACAGUCUUAACCAGCAGGUGGGUUUUCGUAAUACACUCGCUGCAAGGGGUGGGGGGCCGAAAGGGAAAACAGAAUAAAAUAUCCAUUACUGUACUACCUUAGACAGGAUUGAAUUGGGUGUAGAGUUAGAAAGCCUACCGCAGAUCAACACUGCUGCUGCUCGCAGUGGAGACUCUUGUAUUAUUUGCUACAAUGACUGUUUUUUGAAGCUCGGCAAAUCGAGACGAAAGAAAACGCACGGGCUUGAUCGAUGCUCGCCCAGGACUGCCACCCUGCAACCGUGCUGUUGGUUUUGUGUUGAUUCCCCUGCGAUCUCUUUGUGUCUGUAACAUUCCCGCGACUGUUUCUCCAUCCAUUCGACUGAGCCACUGUUGAAGAUGGCGGACCUAGAAGCAGUUCUCGCCGAUGUCAGCUAUUUGAUGGCGAUGGAGAAGAGCAAGUCGACUCCAGCGGCCCGAGCAAGCAAGAAAAUUAUUCUCCCUGAACCCAGUAUUCGGAGUGUGAUGCAAAAGUACUUGGAAGAGAGAGAUGAGCUCACCUUUGAUAAAGUCUUCAACCAGAAGAUUGGGUUCCUACUGUUCAAGGAUUUCUGUAUGAACGAAAUAGACGAGGCCGUUCCCCAGCUGAAGUUCUAUGAAGAGAUUAAAGAAUAUGAGAAGUUGGACUCCGAGGAGGAGAGACUAAGUCGCAGUCGGCAGAUAUAUGAUGGCUACAUCAUGAAGGAACUCCUGUCCUGUUCACAUCCCUUCUCUAAGAAAGCAGUGGACCAUGUUCAGUCUCACCUGGCGAAGAAACAGGUGCCCCCAUCCCUCUUUCAGCCAUACAUUGUUGAAAUCUGUGACAGCCUGCGAGGAAAGAUCUUUCACAAGUUCAUAGAAAGUGACAAGUUUACUCGCUUCUGUCAGUGGAAGAAUGUAGAGCUAAAUAUCCAUUUAACAAUGAACGAUUUUAGUGUUCAUCGGAUCAUCGGUCGAGGUGGGUUUGGAGAGGUGUAUGGGUGCAGAAAAGCAGACACAGGAAAAAUGUAUGCCAUGAAGUGUUUGGAUAAGAAGCGGAUUAAGAUGAAGCAGGGUGAGACCCUGGCACUCAAUGAGAGAAUCAUGCUGUCUUUGGUCAGCACAGGGGACUGUCCAUUUAUUGUGUGUAUGACGUAUGCAUUUCAUACCCCUGAUAAGCUGUGUUUCAUCCUGGACUUGAUGAAUGGUGGGGAUCUCCAUUAUCAUCUCUCUCAACAUGGAGUAUUUAGUGAGAAGGAAAUGCGCUUCUAUGCAGCGGAAAUUAUUCUGGGUUUGGAGCACAUGCACAAUCGUUUUGUUGUCUACAGAGACCUUAAGCCUGCCAACAUCCUCUUAGAUGAGCACGGCCAUGUCCGCAUCUCUGACUUGGGCUUGGCUUGCGAUUUCUCAAAGAAGAAACCCCAUGCCAGUGUGGGCACCCAUGGCUAUAUGGCACCAGAGGUUCUGCAAAAAGGGACGGCAUACGAUAGUAGCGCUGACUGGUUUUCACUGGGCUGCAUGCUGUUUAAACUCCUGCGAGGGCACAGUCCAUUCCGGCAACACAAGACCAAAGAUAAACAUGAGAUUGACCGCAUGACACUUACUAUGAAUGUAGAGUUGCCAGACUCUUUCUCAUCUGAGCUCAAGUCUCUUUUGGAAGGACUGCUACAGAGAGAUGUGGCUAAGAGGUUGGGCUGCCAGGGUCAGGGGGCUUCAGAAGUGAAGGGACAUCUGUUCUUCAAAGGAAUUGACUGGCAACAGGUCUAUCUCCAGAAGUAUUCCCCGCCACUGAUUCCUCCUCGUGGAGAAGUGAAUGCUGCUGAUGCCUUCGACAUUGGCUCUUUUGAUGAGGAGGACACCAAAGGCAUAAAGCUGUUGGAAAGUGAUCAGGAGCUGUAUAAAAACUUUCCCCUGGUGAUCUCAGAACGCUGGCAGCAGGAGGUGGCUGAGACGGUGUACGAGGCAGUCAACAGUGACACGGACAAGAACGAGGCACGCAAGCGUGCCAAGAACAAGCAGCAAGGCCACGAGGAGGACUAUGCACUGGGCAAGGACUGCAUCAUGCAUGGCUACAUGCUGAAGCUUGGAAAUCCAUUCCUGACUCAGUGGCAGCGCCGAUAUUUCUACCUGUUUCCUAACCGUGUAGAAUGGAGAGGAGAAGGCGAGUCUCGGCAAAACUUGUUAACAAUGGAGCAGAUAGUGACUGUUGAGGAGACGCAGAUCAAGGACAAGAAAUGCAUCCUGCUGAGGAUCAAAGGAGGCAAACAGUUUGUCCUGCAGUGUGAGAGUGACCCCGAGUUUGUACAAUGGAAGAAGGAGCUGAACGAAGCGCUCACAGAAGCCCAGAACCUGCUUCGUCGUGCUCCAAAAGUAAUCGGCAAGGGCCGUACUGGCGUGGUGGAACUGUCCAAACCACCACUCACACACCGCAAUAGCAAUGGGCUGUGAGCCACUGUUGUCUUUUGCCCCCAACCUUUCCUCAUAAUCAUGCUUUCUUUUACACUUGGAGACAUUACACCACCUGUUUCAGCUUACCUUCCAUCUUUGCCACAAUCAAUAAAGCAUGUAAAUGUAUAGACAGUCCUCCAAAUGGUCUAUCUGGCGUUCUACUGGACCAUAACUCUUGUUUUAUCAGUCCAGCACACACACACACUCCCAGAUUCAAGCACUGCAGCAGUUACUGUUCCUGGACAACAGUGAAGGACCAAUGUUAAUGUGGACUGAAUGAACACGAAUGAGGCAUACAGUGACAUUGUGUCCUUGCUUUUCUCCCUACCUUUCACACACGUCUUUCGCUUUUAAUCUGUGAACUUCCUCCUUACUCAGUGUUUUCCCCCCAGGCAGGGCCUGGCAUCAGCUGUCCCUGAUCCAAGCACACAUGUACAUAGACUGGAGUGUUGUGCCGUGGGAAGCUGAAUCCUGUGCUCGUGCUGCUGUUCCCUCUACUGUGAAUGUGUUGGUCUCUAUAUGCUCAGGAUGAAGCUCUGUGUGAAGCUGCAGGUAGUGGGCUACAUGGGUCCAUGCAUGCAGGGAAUGUGGGCUGCAUGCUGUUCCAAGUCAGCAUUGAUGCUGGCAGAGCGGAGGCUGGUAGAAUGUCUUUCUGUCCUAACUUCUAGGUUGCGUUAAGAGUUAAAUGAAAUGAUGACAAUGCUGAGGUCUAGUUUGAUGUAAUGUCUCACGAAAUAGAUUUUAGGACAUUGCCUCUAUUGUUAUACCUUUUUUUGGUAAUGGGUAGGGCCACCUUGUUUGGCUCAUUUCUUGAAAUACAUUAUGGUUGACUAGAUAAUAUAUCUAUGGCCUAACUUGAUGUUGGAGGGCAGAGGUGCCCAAUAGCAGUUCUGGAUAACCAGAGUCCAACUCAGCAGUUUACUUAGAGGGUUAUUAGGUAGGUCAGAGCAGAGAAAUUACAAACCUCUGCUUGAUUCCAUCUCUUAAGGACUGCAACCGAAUACCCCUGCCUUUAAAUUUGUUUGCUUUUAAAUGCAUACUGAUUGGUGGACUGUAAUGUUUGGGCUGUUGGGCCCUGCCCUGCUCUCUCUCUCUACUCAAAACAGUCAUCAAUUCCAUUACAGUGUUCUGCACUGAGGAGAUCGGCAGUGAUCAAGGAUUCACUCGAAUUAAUAACGAAAUGAGCGUGAAAAUUUGUUUUUUAGCCCUUUUGAGGGAUCAAAUUCAAUUGGUGUUGCCGAGCUGAACACUUGCAUGCAGCAGUGUGUAUUUUGUGUGUGCAUGUACAUGUUUGGUCACUUGAUUGUGACCGGGCCUAAAAGUGUGGCCAGUAAAACUAUCCGUACACUUCAUUCCCUUCAUUGCACUAUUGUGUGCCACAAGAGGGAGAUGUUUCACUGGUUCAUAACAGAAAUGAGAUGCCACACUCUUCCAACACUGCCUCAAGCCCACUGAACCUUCUCCAAGCCCUGAACCACACCUCUACUUAUCGAAGUGCAAAAAGUGCCAAUACGGAGAGGAUUCUUCAAACCAAGCCUGCUUGACUUCUUCAGUGUGACUCUAGGGUAAACGAUGAACCAAAACAAACCUGCAUUCUCCCUGUUUCACUCAUCCACCUCCUCCAGGAAUGCUCUGAUGGACAAAAAAAAAAAGUGCAACAUGGUGAAAAGACUGAUUUGGAAAAAUGUAAAGGAGCUUUGCAGAAUCCUGAUCUGACUCUAUAUUAUAAGAACCAGUCGUUUCUCUGUGCAUCUACAGUGUACUCUUCUUGAAAGAUGUUUGCAUAUAUGGGGGAUUAUUCUGUCUGCCUGUCUGUUUCUGUUCCUUUGUAUUGGCUUUGGGGAAAGGGGUGGGUUGGGUUUAAUGGCUUUCCAAUUGUUCAUGCAUACCUCAGGAUGAGAUGCAAGUGUGGAAAACCAAAUGAAAGUAGAAUGGCUUGUCAUAGCGAAGUGCAUGGUUCUCAUCUGGGUCACAGCCUGCAUGUGUCAGUGUUGCCAUAAUCCAUCUGCAGGUAGACCGACUGUUAACAUCCGUGCACAUAUUUGUUAAUAUCCUACCCAAAGUGAAGGCAUUCACAAAGGUCUUUGAGAAAGAUGAGCUUACAGGGCCAGUGGGGGGGGACAAAUUUAAACGAUUUGUUGUAAUGCUUGAUUUUCCGUAUAGUUUUAAUUUUUUUUAUAUUGUUUUGAAUGUGACAGACAAACUUCAAAUUUCUAAUAGAAUUUUGAAAUGUGUAUUUUUGACUGGCAGAAAAGAGCACAGUGAAAAGGCAGUUUUGAAAAGUGAAUUUAGCUUUUUUGUUUGUAUAUUUCACAUUUUCCAUGCAAUAGCGGUUAAGUGGUUCUUGUCCAUGCUUUUUAAAAGAUGUUGAUUUUUGCAUGUGAUCCUGAGUUUUGCAAAAUUUUAUAUUUUAUUCUCCACACAGGUGGGGAAUUUUUUUUGUAGCCUACAAGUGUCGAGGAGGUGUCAUCCUAGAGGAAGAUUUGACUUUUUGAGGCUCUUAUUUGACAAACCAAAAUAGUUUGGACAUUUUGAGUUAAAUCACUGUACCAUCAGAAUUCACUAGCUGACAAAAUGUGCCAAAAGACUGUAGGUAAUUGUCGUGAAUCGGUAAGGAACUUUUUGCUCUGCAGCCUGCACUGAUCUACGGUCUACAUUCUACCAUCACCAUCUACAUUCCCUCGGAGCCAAAUUUGAUCAUCACAAGCUUGUGGAAAAGUAUAAAAGUUUGACCAAAUUUAAAUUUAGGUUCUCCAGUGGGAGGAGACUCGGAUGUCAAUAGCCGGACCAUCAAACGGCCAGCGUCCACCUGCACCCGUCAAGAAAAGCAUUUUUGCUUGCCCAGUUCUCAACGAUGGAGCACCUCCACCGAUCCUGAAUAUUCAUGUUUUAUUCAGGGGUUUUUGUAUUUUAUUUUUAUUUUAGCUUUUUAAUCACUGUGUUGAUGUUUGCAUCAUUCAAAUGCUUGUGUGUCUGUUUUGUCAGGUUAAAUUUGUCUGGCAAAAGCAGGUAUCAAAAUGGCAGGUAACAAAAGACAAUAAAUAGGAAAAAAUAGAUAUAUGUAUAUGAAAUGAAAAAUGACUUAGGUUUAUUUAAAGGGUAAAUGUCAAAACAAAAACUUGGGAUUAGGUUCAAAUAUUUGUAGUGAGGAAUCUUGCACAUAAAUUUAGUAUUACAGAUUAUUUUUGUCUGUUUAUUGCAAGAUUCUCUUGCUUUCCUUCAUAUUUAUUGUCUGGCUGGGGCACUAAUCUCGCUGUGCUAACUCUGUGUUACAUGGGUUGUGCUAGCACAGGGAGCUGUUGAAGGUUCUGGUUUACAGUCACCACAAUUUUUUUUUUUUUUUUUUUUUUUGGUGCCACCAGCAAACACAAGUACUACUGUAGGGGUAAUUACCAUUUAAAAUUAAGUCAGUUAUUAUUGAAGUUGACUAGUAAUUAUUUUUCCCCCAGAGAGGUGAGAAGCGUGUUGGACUGCCAAUUAAAAGUUGAGAAAUAAAAGCCCUUUUUUUU
Molecule: messenger RNA, 7609 nt
Organism: Neoarius graeffei (lesser salmon catfish)
Lineage: Eukaryota; Metazoa; Chordata; Actinopteri; Siluriformes; Ariidae
Gene: grk3
Product: G protein-coupled receptor kinase 3
Exons: 21
Coding region: 2034-4100 (688 amino acids)
Biological process (GO): regulation of signal transduction; G protein-coupled receptor signaling pathway; protein phosphorylation
Molecular function (GO): G protein-coupled receptor binding; G protein-coupled receptor kinase activity; ATP binding
Source: RefSeq, a predicted model, not a curated record